GUUUGAGUUCCGAUUGUUGUAGGAGUCAUAUCGGCACUUGUGGAUCGUUUUGAUUGCACAACCGCCCCCCGUAUAUAACCUUCAGCUUUACUCGUGUGUCGUGUACGUGUGUGUGAGUGAGGGAGAGAGAGGGAGAGGGACUUCAAUUUGGACAGUUUUCUCAGUUUACCGCGAUGAGCAACAGACACUCUAUAAUCCCGAUAAGGGAUGCCUUAUCACGCGUAAACCAGAACGUUAAUCUGAUUGGUUUUGUUAGGGAAUCCAGCUUUCCGAGAAAGAGUCUGGGAACUGAUUAUGUUUCGAUACUGAAGAUUGUGGAUGAGUCCUAUAAGGACGAAGAGUUCUCAGUACAUCUAUUCACCGAGAAGCUGGAGCAUCUUCCGGUCGUUAGGUCAUACAAAGACAUCAUCAUUCUUUACCAAGUCAAGAUUGAAGAGUUUAAUGGGCGGAUAGAUGCCGUUUUUAAGAAAAAGUCGUCUUCAUAUGCUUUAUUUGAUGAACAGAGUUGCAUUGACUGUAAUCCGUAUCAAGCCUCUCCAGGAUUUCGCCUUUUAAGACCUGACAUUGGCUUUAUCAGACGUAUGGGGAAUUUAUGUGCUACCUUUCCGUUUAGGGGAGGAGGAAUGGAUGAAUACCUAUUGUCAUUGAAACACCUAAAAAAUAAGGAGUAUUUUGAUGUGGUAUGCAAGGUUCUGCAUGUCGAAAAAACUGCCAACAAUACAUGGAUGCUUUUUGUGUGGGAUGGGACUGAUACUCCCCCAUUAAGCUUCGAUAUGCAUCUCCAGGAUGAUGAACAGAGCCGGCUUCCAUUACAUGUUGAACAGUUUCCUCUACCGAUGGAUAUCAUCUGCUCAUUUCCUUGUGUUGGGACUGUCCUACGAGUGAUGACUAAUGAAGCUCAUGAAAAGUUUGGCUUAAACUUUAAAGGUAUUGGCCAAUGGGUGAGGAUACGAAACAUGACUUGUGAAGUGCACUUUGGAUUGUGGAAGGGUCUUCUACUUUCUUCUUCUAGAUUUCGGUUUCUUCCCAACAAUGAUAACACUGUCUUGGACUGUAUUAGAAAUUUUAAUUUCCGAGUAGCUGAGGAAGAGGGUCGUCUUCCAUCAUGGAGUAGUCCUCCUUAUUUAACUGUGGUAGAUUACGAAAAUGUUCCAUUUGCAACAUUGAUGGAUCUUCUGACUAAACCAGAGGUUGAUGUGACAGUCAAAUGUAUUGUUCGUGUGGUGGCAGUUUUCCCCCCACAGGCAAAGGACUUCUGCAGGCCUAUUGAGUCAGGUCAAUACAGAAUGAGAUUGACAUUGGAGGACCCAACUGCAAGAAUACAUGCCACACUAAGUGGGGAUAAUUGGGUAAAGUUUUUUGGGGAUUCUUUCUCCAUUGUUAUUCUUAAAUCUAAGGUGAAUAAAUUACUCGGGGUGCUUGACGGGGAAGAUAGUAGUUCUGUAAGGAAUCCGCCAUGGAUACAAUGUUGCAUAAGUCUGAAUUCUGGGGAGUACCGAAUAUGUGGCACUAGCUUCGUUGGAUAAUUGUCCGAUUAUUAGAAGGAUGGAGUUCUUAUGAGGUCUUUGUGCGAUCUGUUGCAAGCUCAGUGUAUGUUUGUUGAAAUGGGCUUGUUGAUAGCUCCUAUAUUGUAAAUUCCUGUAUAAUGUAUAGAUAGCAAUUGUAUAGAUGAUUGCGCUCUUGGUUUAAUCUUAUCGUGAAAUCUACACGAAAUCUCUCACUGUUUCAUGAAGUUUUAAGUUAGGUCUCUUCA
Molecule: messenger RNA, 1753 nt
Organism: Juglans regia (Persian walnut)
Lineage: Eukaryota; Viridiplantae; Streptophyta; Magnoliopsida; Fagales; Juglandaceae
Product: protection of telomeres protein 1a-like
Exons: 10
Coding region: 174-1526 (450 amino acids)
Biological process (GO): telomere capping; regulation of telomere maintenance via telomerase
Cellular component (GO): nuclear telomere cap complex; chromosome, telomeric region
Molecular function (GO): G-rich strand telomeric DNA binding; telomerase inhibitor activity
Source: RefSeq, a predicted model, not a curated record